ACAAAAAGAGAAAAGAGUGAGGGUUGGUGUGUAAGACACUAGGACGCUGUUCGGUUCUCUGUAUAAGGUCACUGAUACGGCGUAGUUCCAUUCUUCUCUCUUCUUUUUAUUUUCAGUAUAAACCCUAAUCUCUAAAAUCGUCAAAAAUCUUCUUCUUUUCUCUUCUUUCCGUUUCUUUGCUCUCUCUAUUCUCUUACACAGUAACGUAAAGUCGUAAAACCCAUUCUCCCUAUAGACGCGUUUUGCCAGCGGACUCUUUGAUUUCGGUUUCGCGUUCUCACUGCUUGAGGUGAAAGUUUUCUGUCGCCCUCCUCGAAUUCUUCUCCGAAACCGGAAUUGAACUUUGGUUUUCCUCUUUUUGACUUCAGGGGACAAUUUUAAUUGGUGACGUAAUCAUUGCAUUGUGAUUGAGUAAAGUUCUACCAACUCUCAACCUCAUGGCUGGAUUGUUGCUUGGUGAUGCUUCUCAUCAUGGAACACAGCAAGGUGGUUCUCAAAGAUACUCUCAAGAGAAACCAGAGGAUGGCUCUCGCUGGUACUUUUCUAGGAAGGAGAUUGAGGAAAAUUCACCAUCCAAAAACGAUGGCAUAGAUUUAAAGAAAGAAACUUACCUACGCAAAUCAUACUGCACAUUUCUGCAAGAUUUAGGCAUGAGACUUAAAGUACCUCAGGUGACUAUUGCAACAGCAAUAAUAUUUUGUCAUCGGUUCUUUCUUAGGCAGUCCCAUGGAAAGAAUGACAGAAGGACAAUUGCAACAGUGUGUAUGUUUCUUGCUGGGAAAGUCGAAGAAACUCCUCGCCCACUAAAAGAUGUAAUUCUUGUUUCAUAUGAAAUUAUUCAUAAGAAAGAUCCAGCAGCUGUCCAGAGAAUAAAACAAAAGGAAGUGUAUGAACAGCAGAAAGAAUUAAUUUUACUUGGAGAGAGGGUUGUUCUUGCAACUCUUGGUUUUGAUCUUAAUGUGCACCAUCCUUAUAAACCUCUUGUUGAGGCAAUUAAGAAAUUCAAAGUUGCUCAAAAUGCCCUUGCUCAAGUGGCAUGGAAUUUUGUAAACGAUGGACUUCGGACGUCUCUUUGCUUGCAAUUUAAGCCCCAUCACAUUGCAGCUGGAGCAAUAUUCCUUGCGGCCAAGUUCCUCAAGGUGAAGUUGCCGUCAGAUGGUGAGAAGGUCUGGUGGCAGGAGUUUGAUGUCACCCCACGCCAAUUGGAGGAAGUGAGUAAUCAAAUGUUGGAGUUAUAUGAACAAAAUCGAAUGCCACCUUCAAAUGAAGUUGAAGGAAGUACAGGAGGUGGGGUUGCCAGUCGGCCCACCACAAAAGCUCCAACUAGCAAUGAUGAACCUGCAACCACAAAUAGUAAUUCCCAGACAUCUAGACCUGAAUCAUCAAAGCCUGUGUCUUCAAAGCCUGCACUUGAUUCUUUCACUUCGAAUCACAGUGGACGACCCAUCUCAAAUCAUGGUAGAAAUAGUGAUUAUGGGAAUUCAGAAAUGAAGCACAGGAUGGAAGAUGAUGCCAAAGGUAAUCAACAUCCCGAGUGGGAAUCUCUACCGUAUAAGGAAAAUUCACAUGAAGGUCCAGACAUUGGAAGAUCUCGAUCAGAUAAUGGUGAGAAAGAUGAUCACAGAGAAGGUACAUUUGUCCGGCCACCCCAGGAUGCUAUAAAAAAAAUUGAUAGAGACAAGGUAAAGGCUGCGUUAGAGAAGCGAAGGAAAGCAUCCAGUCAUAUAACUAAGAAGAUGGAUUUCAUGGAUGAUGAUGAUCUCAUUGAGAAGGAACUGGAAGAGGGAAUUGAGCUGGCUCCUCAGAGUGAGAAGAAUAAGCAGGAAAGGAGGCAAAGCUGGUCUAAGCCCUCAGACAGAUCAGACUAUGACAAUAUGCAUGGAAGGCAUCAAGAUCAUGCCGAUGAGCAUCCUCAUGGGACAAAGGGUCUGUCAUCUUCAAACGAACCAGAUCCAAGUGCUGUGGAAGAAGGCGAGGUGUCAGCACUUGAUGACAUGAGUUUAGGGCUGUCUCCCAAGUCGGGGAACCGUAAGAGGAAAGCAGGGAACUCACCACGGCAUAAUUAUGGCUCUGGAUCUCACCACAACAAUCGUCUCGAUUACAUGGAAGAUCGAAACAAGGUCAGUCGACUAAGCCAUACUGAGAGGGAUAGCAAAAGGCACAUACAGGAAAACCAUGUUUGAGCAUGUUUUUCCAUGGCUGUAUGUGUAUUUGGUUAUUUUUCCGAAAUUUGUUCGGUGCACACUUGUGCUGCUUAGCAAACAGCGAAAGAUACCUUAACCCAAGUUUGUUGGAAGGGCGUCAUUUUGUCAACUUAUGGGCAUAUUGAGGGCAAAAUGUACAAUAGAAGUUAAGUGUUUAUAUAGAUUAAAAUUGGACUUUAGUAUGUCCAUUUUCCUGCAAGAUCAUCCGUGUUGCUAGUAAAGAUGGUGAAUCGAGGAAUCAGAUAGAGGGAAAUCGUUCCUCUCUCCUGUACCUAAGAGGUGGGAUAGUCAUGGGAAAUGAAUAUUUGGUUUAAUAACUUAGAUGUAGGAAGUAAAAAUGAAAUUAUUUAGUGCUAUCUAUAAAUUGUUUGCACCACUAUGGGACUGAUCAGAUUGUGCCUGGAACAAAAUUUAACAGCGAUUUUUUUCCCUCUCUAAGAUGGGCUGUGUAAAGUUAAACACAGGUCUAAUUAAUGAUAGAAUAUUGUUCUAGAGAAGAGAGAUUAACACUAAAUUAUUG
Messenger RNA from Arachis ipaensis, 2724 nucleotides. RefSeq names its product cyclin-T1-3. The record is from RefSeq and is a predicted model, not a curated record. Gene Ontology annotation, biological process: regulation of transcription by RNA polymerase II. Gene Ontology annotation, molecular function: cyclin-dependent protein serine/threonine kinase regulator activity. NCBI's taxonomy places the organism in Eukaryota, Viridiplantae, Streptophyta, Magnoliopsida, Fabales, Fabaceae.